AUGGUCGAUAGAUGAUAUAUUUUUCAGAAACAUCUUCACAAAGAUAUCGUAGCGUAAAUAGAUCUUUACUUCAGUUAUGCCACGCUAAGUUAAAAAGUUUUCAAUUUCUCAAAGAAGAUUGGACCGAAAACUUACCGAUAACUUCCUCUUUGGUAGAUAAUGUGUCACUGUCAAUCUUAGCAUUUCUUAUAUAAGUGUUGAAUUGUUGAUCUUGGACCGAUAUUUUGUAUAAAGGACGCGUGAAACUAAAGAUUUCAGCAUGGCGCAUAAGAAACACAAAUGCGAUUUGGAUCUCGGCUCUGACAGCAUGUUGCCGAAGGAGACGAACAAGAUUCGGAAGUGGCUCCGCAGCAUCAGGAAGCUGGGCCAGCUGACAAAACACCACCCGAUGACCUUCGAGUACUUCCGGAGCUACUCGGCCGUGGUCGCCGAGCGACAGAGACAGCUGCUCGAGGAAGGAGGACGGGUGAUACACCCGUUUAGCUUGUUUUCUUUAAUCUGGAAUACGUUCAUGAUCGUAGUGAACCUCACUCACAUGGGCGUUUCGACGUUCCGUUUGUUCUUUAUAUUACGACAUAUUGGUAGAAUGAGAAUCCACCACAAUGACCAGGUCCUCUUGGUCGCGCAUGCUAUAUGCUUCUUAGACAUACUGGUGCGAAUGAAUACUGGAUACGCAAAGCCCAAAGAAAAAACCGUUGUGAUGGUUAAAAGUCGGAUUUUAUGCCACUACUUUCGCAGUUGGUUUCUUGUAGACUUGUUAUCGUGCAUGCCCUUUGCCUACAUCGCCUUGAGCUACCGUUGCAGACCUCAGUUUAUUCUGAUCGCACACAUGAUGGCUGUACUGCGAACCUCUAGAAUAUAUAUGGUCCACAAUAAUCUGAAGAUUUUUCUGAGGAUCUUCACGGAGUCCUACAUCGUGCACGGGCUUGUGGGGCUCGCCGUCAUCUUCUUGAUCACGGCGCACUGGUGCAGCUGCCUCAUGUACCUACCAGCUAUCUUCCAUUACUACUGGUGGGAGUACAUGUCUACUGAAUACAACUACUACCUGCGUGUUCACGGUCCCAACGACCUGCUCCUCUACAGCUGGGAAGUCCGCUACAAUAAGGCUAUUCUUAUAACACUCUCCGCAUUUUUCGGCACUGGCUUCACAAUGUUCCGUUCCAAUGAACCGGAAGAGAUUAUUAUUCAUGCGGCCAUCAUUGUGUAUGCUGCCAUGUUUAUGGUGUUUGCAUUAGUAUUUCUAAUCAAGAGCUACUUGACGCUAUUCGGUUCCUCUUUGCGGUACCAUGGGCUAAUGAACCAGGUGGAGGAGUAUAUGAAGUACAGACAGUUUCCAACCGUUCUUAAGAAACGAGUUUUCGCCUUUUACCAGUACCGAUACCAGGGACGGUACUUCAAGGAAGAGGCGGACCUCAACUGUUUGUCAGACGAGCUUCGAGAUGAGAUCAAGCUGCACACUUGUCGGACGCUUGUCAAUAAGGUGAAGUUGUUCGAGGGCGUGCCGGCCAACGUGGUGGGCACCGUGCUGGGCUGCCUGCGCCCCGAGGUGUUCCUCUCCAACGACCUGGUGGUGCGCGCCGGAGACAUCGGCGACUGCAUGUACUUCAUAGCCACCGGGACUGUCGCUGUGUACUCGCUGAAAGGCGUUGAGGUGUGUCAUUUGGAAGACGGCACUCAUUUCGGUGAGGUGGCGCUGCUCAUGAAAGACAGUAAGCGAGUGGCGACCGUCGUGGCCGUCGAGAUCACGCAGCUGUACCGCCUGGACGCUCGUGACUUUAAUAAUUUCGUCCUAUCCCACCCUACUCUGUACGGGCGCAUCGAGGCUUUAGCAUCGCGACGCAUGCACGAGACUGUCCUCCUGGAUGAUAACUUCCGCCGUGAGCGGCAGAAGCUAGCCGAACAACAGCAGACUGAUGUGGCUGACAAUAACUAGUGAUGUACAGGAUCGACGCAAAUAUUAUAAUUACCCAGAUCCCCAAUCCCGCUACUUUACAAUGGCCCGUCGAAUGAAUUGAAAUUGGAUUAUAUUUGACACUAUUCAUAAUAUAUAUAUAUAUCCUGGGGCAACUCACACACGGUUAUCUGAUCCCAAGCUAAGCAGAGCUUGUG
Molecule: messenger RNA, 2109 nt
Organism: Trichoplusia ni (cabbage looper)
Lineage: Eukaryota; Metazoa; Arthropoda; Insecta; Lepidoptera; Noctuidae
Product: potassium/sodium hyperpolarization-activated cyclic nucleotide-gated channel 3-like
Exons: 12
Coding region: 260-1933 (557 amino acids)
Source: RefSeq, a predicted model, not a curated record